Molecule: messenger RNA, 4092 nt
Organism: Engraulis encrasicolus (European anchovy)
Lineage: Eukaryota; Metazoa; Chordata; Actinopteri; Clupeiformes; Engraulidae
Gene: polr1b
Product: RNA polymerase I subunit B
Exons: 16
Coding region: 5-3427 (1140 amino acids)
Biological process (GO): DNA-templated transcription
Cellular component (GO): nucleus; RNA polymerase I complex
Molecular function (GO): DNA binding; ribonucleoside binding
Source: RefSeq, a predicted model, not a curated record
GCACAUGAAAGCAAAAACAAGCAUGGACUACUCCACGAAAUGGAGUAAUUUACCCACUGCUCCAAGUUUAAAAAACUUGACAGAACCGGGGUUUGGUGUCCCAAAUGAACAACAGCAUGCUGCGGUGCAGGACCUUGUGAAAGCACACAUCGAGUCGUUUGAUCAUGCUGUCACCGAUGGGCUGUACCGAGCUGUGCGGGCCGUCCCACCUGUGGAAUUCACCUACAAGAAUGACCGGGUGUCUCUGGCUUUCGUCGAAGCCUCCAUUCAGAAUCCCGUGGCCAGCAAGGGAAGCAUCUGUAAAGAUGUGCGGAUCUACCCGGCUGAGUGUAGGGGCAGACGCUGCACCUACCGAGGAAAGCUUGUGGCGGAUAUCAGCUGGUCGGUAAACGGAGUACCAAAAGGCAUCAUUAAACACAGUCUUGGCCAGAUACCCAUUAUGGUCAAAUCCAAACUGUGUAACCUGCACAGCCUUUCUCCAAAACAACUCAUCGAGCACCACGAAGAAGCAGAGGAGAUGGGUGGCUAUUUCGUAGUCAACGGCAACGAGAAGGUGAUCCGUAUGCUGAUUAUGCCCAGGAGGAAUUAUCCCAUAGCCAUGGCCCGCCCCAAGUGGAAGCAAAGAGGACAGGGGUACACACAGUAUGGUAUUUCUAUGCACUGUGUGAAAGAGGAGCACACAGCCAUCAACAUGAACUUGCAUUACCUGGACAAUGGCACAGUGAUGCUGAACUUUAUCUUCCAGAAGGAGCUCUUCUUCAUUCCUCUAGGCUUUGCAUUGAAGGCCCUGGUGGACUUCUCAGACUUCCAGAUCUACCAGGAGCUGAUCAAGGGCAUGGAGGAGAACUCCUUCUACAAGAGCUGCGCCUCGCAGAUGCUGCGCCUGGUGAUGGAGCAGGGCUGCACCACCCGCGAGAAGGUGCUGCGCUACCUGGGAGAGCGCUUCCGCGUCAAGAUGAACAUGCCCGAGUGGUACACGCACGAGCAGUGCGCCCGCUUCUUGCUUGACGAGUGUCUGUGCAUCCACCUGAACACGGACGUCGAGAAGUUCUACCAGCUGUGCCUGAUGACCCGGAAGCUGUUUGUGUUUGCCAAAGAGGGCUGCAUGGAGGAGAACCCCGACAGCCUGAUGUGUCAGGAGGUCCUCACUCCCGGACAACUCAUGCUCAUGUUCAUCAAGGAGAGGCUGUCGGCUUGGCUGGUGUCUCUGAAGUACGCCCAGGCCAAGAGGCAGCAGUCGUUGCCGAUGGAGCUGACCACCGAGGCCAUGCUGAAGAUAUUCCACAUGGGCACCGAUCUCACCAAGUCCUUCGAGUACCUCCUGGCCACCGGCAACCUGGUCUCCAAGACAGGUCUGGGAAUGCUGCAGAACACAGGCCUGUGCGUGGUGGCGGACAAGCUGAACUUUGUCCGUUACCUGUCGCACUUUCGCUGCGUCCACAGAGGUGCCGCUUUUGCUAAGAUGCGUACGACGGCGGUGCGUCGGCUGCUGCCGGAGUCCUGGGGCUUCCUGUGCCCGGUGCACACGCCAGACGGGGAGCCCUGCGGCCUGAUGAACCACAUGACGGCACACUGCGAGAUCGUGGCCACCACCAUGUCCACCACCACCCUGCCCGCCCUGCUCUGCUCACUCGGGGUGACUCCCGUGGACAUGACUCCCAGCCUGCCGUAUGAGGAGUGCUACCCAGUGGUGCUGGACGGGGCUCUGGUGGGCUGGGUGGAGAGGGAGCUGGCUCCAGCUCUGGCAGAGUCCCUCCGGAGGUUUAAGGUGUUGAAGGAGAAGAGGGUUCCCCCCUGGACGGAGAUCGUGCUGGUUCCCUACACGGGCAAGGCCAGCCUCUACCCUGCCCUCUACCUCUUCACCACCCCCUGCCGCAUGGUGCGGCCCGUACGCAACCUGGCCCUGGGACAACAGGAGCUCAUCGGCACCUUCGAACAGCUCUUCAUCAACGUGGGCAUAUUUGGAGACGAGGUGGAGGAGGGCGUCACCAGCCACCAGGAGCUGUUUCCCCACAGCAUGCUGAGCGUGGUGGCCAACUUCAUCCCCUACUCUGACCACAACCAGAGCCCCAGGAACAUGUACCAGUGUCAGAUGGGUAAGCAGACCAUGGGCUUCCCCCUGCACUCCUUCAAAGAGCGCUCCGACAACAAGCUGUACCGCCUGCAGACGCCCCAGAGCCCGCUGGUGCGGCCCGUCAUGUACGACCACUACAACAUGGACAACUACCCCAUCGGCACCAACGCCAUCGUAGCCGUCAUCUCCUACACGGGCUACGACAUGGAGGACGCCAUGAUCGUGAACAAGUCGUCGUGGGAGCGAGGCUUUGCCCACGGCACGGUGUACAAGACUGAGCUGAUCGACCUGGCAGAGAAGGUGAAGGGUGAGGAGGGGGUGGUGUUUGGGAUACAGCCCGGGGACCCCAAGGUGGAGGGCCGCCUGGACGCAGAUGGCCUGCCUGCCAUUGGCACCACGCUGCACUAUGGAGACCCCUACUACAGCUACGUCAACCUCAACACCGGCAAAGGCUUUGUCACCUUCUACAAGAGCCAGGAGAGCUGUGUGGUGGACAACAUCAAGGUGUGCAGCAACGACACCGGCACGGGCCGCUUCCGCCGAGUCUGCGUGACGAUGCGCGUGCCCCGCAACCCCACCAUCGGCGACAAGUUUGCCAGCCGGCACGGCCAGAAGGGCAUCCUGAGCCGCCUGUGGCCCGCCGAGGACAUGCCCUUCAGCGAGAGCGGCAUGACGCCCGACAUCCUCUUCAACCCGCACGGCUUCCCCUCGCGCAUGACCAUCGGCAUGCUGAUCGAGAGCAUGGCGGGCAAGUCGGGGGCGCUGCACGGCACCUGCCACGACGCCACGCCCUUCAGCUUCUCCGAGGAGCACCAGGCGCUGGGCUACUUCGGCCAGUCGCUGCGGCAGGCCGGCUACAACUACUACGGCACCGAGCGCCUCUACAGCGGCAUCAGCGGCCUGGAGCUGGAGGCAGACAUCUUUGUGGGCGUGGUCUACUACCAGCGCCUGCGUCACAUGGUGUCGGACAAGUUCCAGGUGCGCACGACCGGAGCGCGGGACAAAGUGACCAACCAGCCGCUGGGUGGGAGGAACGUGCAGGGCGGCAUCCGCUUCGGGGAGAUGGAGCGCGACGCGCUGCUGGCCCACGGCUCGUCCUUCCUGCUGCACGACCGGCUGUUCAACUGCUCGGACCGCUCGGCGGCGCAGGUGUGCAUGGACUGCGGCUGCCUACUGUCGCCGCUGCUGGAGAAGCCGCCGCCGGCCUGGUCGGCCACGAGGGCGCGCCGCACCAUCUGCACGCUGUGCGGCAAGAGCGACGCCAUCGACACGGUGUCCGUGCCCUACGUGUUCCGCUACUUUGUGGCCGAGCUGGCCGCCAUGAACAUUAAGAUCAAGCUGGACGUUAAGUGAGGUGCCCUAGUGCGGCGGUGCGUUUCCACCAACACUGUGGGUGCAUGCCAAUGUGCGGACUCCCGUCCACCACCAGUGCUUGUGGCCUCGCCCCGCCUCCGUGGAGAAAAUAAAGUUUCCCCGCAGUCAGCGUAGGCACAACAACUUUUGGGGGACUGUUCUUCAUUUACCAUCCAGAUUGCAAAUGACAAAAUGACAUAGAAUUGUGCCUUUGCAAGAUAUUGAAUUAAUUUUCUGUCGUCAUCACGAAGUCACAGGCAGGCAAGGGACGGGAGUCUGCAUAUUGGAAUGCACCUGAUAGUUAGCAAUGGCGGGCCAUGGGCUUGAGAAUGAAGCUGGAUGUGAAGUGGAGCGAAGUGAAGAGAAGAAAUCCAGUGCAUUGGUGUCGAGGAUGCUACUAAUGUUGGACUAGGAGGGAAGGUUGGUCAGGCUUGCAUUUUCCCACACCAUAGUUGGCAAAGGGCCAUGGACAUUAAAAUCUGAUCAGAGAAAGGGGGGAUGAAUGUUGAUCAGGGCUGUGUUUCCCAAAGUCCAAUGGGAAUCCAACCAAUUAGAUAACAUGUUAAGCAAAAGUGUUUUUGGGAAACAGCUCCCAUAGGGAGUCAGGGGCCCCAUAAAUGGCUGUGAUAUCGUUGGUUUGGGAGCCCAUCAUUUCUGGCAGCUCU